GCGGGUUUCUCUCUCAGAGGAGAAGAGAGUGAGGAGCAGGAGGGCCCAUCUCUCUCUCUCUCUCUCUCUCUCUCUCUCUCUCUCUCUCUCUCUCCCUCUCUCACACGCGCGCUCUCUCUCUCUCGCUGCCUCUUCCCGUCGUAGCACCUGGCAGGGGCUCAGCGGUCGUGAGGCGCGCGAAUGGGCAGAGCAGAAUCCCUAGAAGGGAAGAUGAGCGCCCAGGAUCCUUCAGAUCUGUGGAGCAGAUCAGAUGGAGAAGCUGAGCUGCUCCAGGACUUGGGGUGGUAUCACGGCAACCUCACACGCCAUGCAGCCGAGGCUCUUCUCCUCUCAAACGGAUGUGACGGCAGCUACCUUCUGAGGGACAGCAAUGAAAGGAUCGGGCUGUACUCUCUCUCUGUGAGAGCCAAAGACUCUGUCAAACACUUUCAUGUUGAAUAUACCGGAUAUUCAUUUAAAUUUGGCUUUAAUGAAUUCUCAUCUUUGAAGGAUUUUGUCAAGCAUUUUGCAAAUCAGCCUUUGAUUGGAAGUGAGACAGGCACUCUGAUUGUCCUGAAACAUCCCUACCCAAGAAAAGUGGAAGAACCUUCCAUUUACGAGUCUGUCCGGGUUCACACAGCAAUGCAGACGGGCAGAACGGAAAGUGACCUCGUGCCCAGCGCACCUUCUCUGGGCACCAAAGAAGGUUACCUCACCAAACAGGGGGGCCUGGUCAAGACCUGGAAAACAAGAUGGUUCACGUUGCACAGGAAUGAACUGAAAUACUUCAAAGACCAGAUGUCACCAGAACCAAUUCGGAUCCUAGAUUUGACAGAAUGUUCGGCUGUGCAAUUUGAUUAUUCACAGGAAAGAGUAAAUUGUUUUUGCUUAGUGUUUCCAUUCAGGACAUUUUAUCUCUGUGCAAAGACAGGAGUAGAAGCUGAUGAGUGGAUCAAGAUAUUACGCUGGAAACUGUCUCAAAUAAGAAAGCAGCUUGAUCAAAGGGAAGGCACAAUCCGGUCUCGGUCAUUCAUCUUUAAGUAGACCUUUAUCUGACCCAGGACGCCCUGACCCAGGAGCAGGGUGGCAUGGUCUCUGACGCUGUGACCCAGAGGAAAGCUAAGGAUUUUUCUUUCAAAACAAAUCAAAAGCAGAUGCGGAUUUGGACCUUCAGAACCCACCACAUUUGCAGUCUCACAGGUCACUGCCUGCCUUUCAAGAUAUUGUCGUCUCCUGGAGAAGACCAAAGCGUCACCGAUCUGACGGAAACCAAUGAGACCACCAGCCCAGGCAUGCUCACUCUUAGAGCGCGCCAGAGAAGAUCAAGGGUUUUUGUUUUCCCUCACUGUGGUCCCCAAGCUGGUUGACAUUACCUGCCUGGAGUCCCAUUCUGCAUCCCGCUCAGCCCAUCUGAUAAUCCGGGUCUUGCUGUCCACUGGGAAGGGGACAGCUGCGUCCUCUGACUGCUUCUACAGAAAGCGUAUGGAAAUCGCAAACACCAAAGACUGGGGGUGGGGGUGCAUUGUUUUUGCUUUUUUUUUUCUUUAUACAGAAAACAAAACAAUUUCCAAAACUAAAAUGGGAAAUGUUCACGGUUACCUAUUUUCUCUUCGUCAAAGGCUCAGAAAUGUAGUGGAUCCUGCCUUCCCUUCUAAUAAUAAGCCUGUGAGAACUAAAUGUCCUGUAGGACGUCAGGUAGGAUGAUAAAGAUGAAGGUAAAACCUAAAAAACAUCUCUUAAUCAUUUUGGGGGGGAAAGGUUUUAAAGAGUAAGAAAACAUAAAGUGAGAAAAGGGAAUAAAAUAGUAUAUAACUUGGAGUUUAAUAAUAAUAAUUGGGAUGUUAUCACUAUAACAAUAAUAGAGCACUUGGAAGCACCAAGUUGUCUGCAUCCAACAUUUCUGCACACAGACGGAGAGACUUUUCAAGCAGAGAAGAAUGUGCUAUGCCAAUCUCGCCCCCAGGGUGAGCUGCCCCUGUUGGCCCAGGGGAAGUAAGAUUCCCCUUGCGCUGCGAUCGCCGAGCACCCUGAGCCCUUCUUCAGGAGCAACUUCUGUUGCCGGUUGAAGGAGCAACACUAAAUCCACGUGAAAUAUAUGAUGAUGUGUUACACCGCAUUUUCAAGCUAGAAUAAGGGGGUUGAAAUCGGGAAACAAGAUGCUGGCAUCCAGAGCUCAUAGAUUCUAACCCCUUCCUUGCCUUAUCUUUAUGAAUACUGCUUUUUUAGGUAGACAUUUGAAGGGAGAUAAAAGUGGAGACCCCAAAAUAAAAAAAGAGUAUGGUGCAAAGCUCUGAUACAACACUGCUUUUGCAGUCCAAGAGCAUACCUUGAUAAAUAAGUUUCUUCUGUUAUUUAAACAUCCAGGACUCAUUAGUUAUAUUACAUUUUUGUGUAUUUCAACAAGGUUUUUAAUGUAUUUUGUUAUGUGUGUAUCAUAUGAGAUAAACCAAACGUCAAGUUAAAAUGUAUUCUGUCAGGUUCACCAAGUAAGGAGUUGAAAAUGAAUCCUCACUGAGAGGUGCAGUUUAGGUUUUGUUUUCUUAGAACCAAGAGUUUUUCUUUGUGUAGGUAAUACCAUUCUUACCUUUUGUAAAAUAUGUCAUGUUUAUUUAUAUUCUUUGGUUAAGUUUAUUAAAAAGAGCAUUUUGCUGUGCCUGUAA
Molecule: messenger RNA, 2639 nt
Organism: Callorhinus ursinus (northern fur seal)
Lineage: Eukaryota; Metazoa; Chordata; Mammalia; Carnivora; Otariidae
Gene: DAPP1
Product: dual adaptor of phosphotyrosine and 3-phosphoinositides 1
Source: RefSeq, a predicted model, not a curated record